AUGGCGGCGGCCGGCGCGCGCGCGGAGCUGGACUCCCUGCUCCUGCGGCUGCUCGCCGACCUGGAGGAGCUGGAGGCCAAGCGGGCGGCGCUCAACUCGCGGGUGGAGGAGGGCUGGCUGUCGCUCUCGCAGGCGCGCUACGCCAUGGGCGCCAAGGCCGUGGGGCCCCUGCAGUUCGCCGCCCGCAUGCAGCCCCGGGUCCGCGUGGCCGCCUGCGAGUCCCAGGAUCAGCUCCAGAAGUUCCGGGUGGUGAAGGCCGGCGCCCCGGCCCCGGAGGAGGUGGGGCCCCGCGAGGCCACUUUGCGCAGGCGUAAGGGUCCCCCCAAAACCCAGGAGCCCGAGUCGGCCCCAGUGCCUCAGGAUCCCUUGAACUGGUUUGGAAUCCUGGUUCCUCACAGUCUGCGGCAGGCCCAAGCCAGCUUCCAGGAGGGCCUGCAGCUGGCUGCAGAUAUAGCCAGCCUUCAGAUCCGCAUCAACUGGGGCCAAAGCCAGCUUCGUGGGCUCAAGCAGAAACUAAAGCAGCUCGAGUCUGAGGCUGCCUGACCUGUGAUCUCAGAGACAGGGCAGUGACACAGAUGUUCUUCCUGUGCUGCCUCAUCUCAGGCCUCUUUCUUCAGCUGCCCAGACCCCAGCCGAUACCCCCUUCUUAAAUUUUCUCUGGUUUGCGUGUUUCAAACUUGGUAGAUGUGAAAGCCUCAAGAGGCAAAAACUUAAUGAUGUUGAAAGUCCCUACUGUUAAUUACUAAAAGCAAAGUCUCAGUGCUAGUUCAAUAUGCUAGGUAGUUUAUGAGGUAAUCAAAAUGAGGCUUCAAAUGCUAGAGCAAUCUGACAGGUUUUAUUCUGUGCGAGCUGGUCCAUGAAACCUAAGUUUGAAUUUACUUUAUAUAAGUAGGAACACUGAGUUCAUACUCAUUGUAUUUAGAAUGUGAUUAUUUUUGUCAGGACGGGCUUCUAGUUCAGAUUGUCCUGACCUAGAGAUGCACUGAUGCUGCAGGAAGGCCUCGCCGCAUUUAACCUCUUCGUUUCAAAAUAACACCUUGAUUUUUUUCUAAGUGGGAGACUGGUAAACACUGGAUGGUUUCACUUACAUGUGGAAUCUACAGAAACUGAACAAAGGAUCGGACAAAGACAGAUCCUAAGACUGACCCUGGAAGCAGACUGUCGAUCUGACAUGCUCUGGAGAGGAGGGAGGUGGGGAGAACGGAGAGGAGUGGGGAGGAGAGUGCA
Molecule: messenger RNA, 1227 nt
Organism: Talpa occidentalis (Iberian mole)
Lineage: Eukaryota; Metazoa; Chordata; Mammalia; Eulipotyphla; Talpidae
Gene: VMA22
Product: coiled-coil domain containing 115
Exons: 5
Coding region: 1-543 (180 amino acids)
Biological process (GO): vacuolar proton-transporting V-type ATPase complex assembly
Cellular component (GO): extrinsic component of endoplasmic reticulum membrane
Source: RefSeq, a predicted model, not a curated record